Phialemonium atrogriseum is the source of this 735-nucleotide messenger RNA. RefSeq names its product Clr5 domain-containing protein. Lineage: Eukaryota; Fungi; Ascomycota; Sordariomycetes; Cephalothecales; Cephalothecaceae. The coding region runs from base 115 to 735 and encodes 206 amino acids. The transcript is spliced from 3 exons. The record is from RefSeq and is a predicted model, not a curated record.
GUUUGCAAGACGCUCGGACCACCAUGGGGAUAGCAAGCAAACAAACGAAGUACAAAUAUUUCGAAUCACCUGGGCCUCCCCGACUUCAAACGCAACUCGAGCAGUAAGGCCACAAUGGACACUGACAUGACCAAUGGCUUUUCUUUCAACAAUGAUUAUUCUCCAGGCGAUGGAGCACCGGUUGAACCGUCCUGGGAGCCAUUAUUUGAGCCCGACUUAUUCUUUGACGAUAUUGAAAUCCCAGUGGAUGAAGAUCCAGCUGCCACAGAGUACGUGACGCCAAGCCUUGAUACCGCCGAAGGCAAUCUCGACAACAGCACAACUGCUCCGCUUCACCAGACGAUACAGCCCCGUUCAGACAAAGAAUGGGAUGAUCGCCGACUAAUUAUCGAGACCUUGUACUGGACUGAAAAUAAGACGCUUCCGGUGGUUAUGAGGAUUAUGAAGCACGAUCAUGGAUUUGACGGAACGGGGAAACAGUACAAGCGACAGUUUGCGCGUUGGGGGAUCGAGAAAAAUGUCAAAUCUGACGAGAUGCGAAAAAUCAUGCAGAUACAAGAACGAAGACUGCUAGAAGGCAAAGAGACUCAAUUUACUGUGCGGAACCGACCAGUCCCUGAUAACAACAUCAAGAGGUUUGCAAAGAGGACGCAGCCAAAGGUGACAGCAGACAGUCCUGCGUAUCAAUACAGGGUCUACACCAGAGUGUAUCGCAUAUUACACUCCAGGGUCUGA